Molecule: messenger RNA, 481 nt
Organism: Owenia fusiformis
Lineage: Eukaryota; Metazoa; Annelida; Polychaeta; Sabellida; Oweniidae
Source: the annotation of a GenBank genome assembly
GCUGACCACAAAACUAAACCUCAAAAGAUCUAUCGAAAUUAAAUUGAAUCGUAUCCGAGUUGACCUGGCAUCCAGAGCAGAUUUUUACAGACACAAUUUUAAAGAGUUUACAGAUCCCAGUUGCCCCUGUGGAUAUCAACAGCAAACUAAGUCUCAUUUACUCCUUGAUUGCCCUCUAUCGAAUGGAGCCAGAGAGGUUUUUACCCAAAACCUGAAGGAGCUGCCUAGUUUUAAUUAUAACAACUUUGCCACUUUAACAAAGGCUAGUAAAAUCAAGAUUAUGCUUUUUGGAGAUUGUAAACUCUCAGAUGAAUGUAACAAAGAAAUUACCAAUUUAUCAGCAAAUUUUAUUGACAAAAUCAUCUGAUACUUUAUAAAAAUUCAUGAUCGUAAGGACAAAGUUCAACCCAUCUUUCAUCAAUCAUUAUCAUUCAUUCCUUACAUUUCCCAUAAGGACUGUGUAACUCUUAUAAAAGACAGG